Messenger RNA from Aspergillus ochraceoroseus IBT 24754, 786 nucleotides. Its product is annotated as RNA-binding signal recognition particle subunit SEC65. The transcript is spliced from 2 exons. The coding region runs from base 1 to 786 and encodes 261 amino acids. NCBI's taxonomy places the organism in Eukaryota, Fungi, Ascomycota, Eurotiomycetes, Eurotiales, Aspergillaceae. Gene Ontology annotation, biological process: SRP-dependent cotranslational protein targeting to membrane, signal sequence recognition; SRP-dependent cotranslational protein targeting to membrane. Gene Ontology annotation, molecular function: 7S RNA binding. Gene Ontology annotation, cellular component: signal recognition particle, endoplasmic reticulum targeting. The record is from RefSeq and is a predicted model, not a curated record.
AUGUCCCACCACGCGCAAGUCGAAGAACUGUCCGACUCGGACCCUGAAGAAGUCGCCCCUUCUUUGGUCGUCAGGAGCUCCAAUGAUCCCAUUAUUUCUCCCGCCUCUAUUCCCUCGACCUCUUCGUCGAUACCUAUGAGACAGGCUCCAGUCCCGGAGCCUCAGCGCGAAAUCCCGAAACAUUACCAGUGUUUGUAUCCGGUGUACUUCGAUAAAUCGAGGACUCGCGCAGAGGGCCGCAAAGUGGGAUCUGAGCUCGCGGUCGAAAAUCCGCUGGCCCGGGAUAUUGUCGAUGCCGUGCAGAUGCUCGGGUUACAUGUGGGCUUUGAGCCAGAGAAGCUACACCCCAAGGACUGGGCGAACCCGGGGCGAGUGCGUGUGCAAUUGAAGAACGAGGAUGGACAACCGCUCAAUUCGCAGAUUAAGAACAAGCACCACCUAUAUAUCCUCGUUGCGCAGUAUCUCAAAGCUCAUCCGACUACCGACCAGUCGCCCUACCGCCUGCGCAUUCGAGGACUCCCAAUGCCCGAAAAGCUUCCCGACGCCCCUCCCCCCCCUCGUGGCUGGAAAAUUGGAAAGAUCUUGCCCAUCCACUCCCCCGCAUACAGUGGUGGUGGGGUCAGCGAUAACCCGUUGAAGGAUGCUAUGGCUGAAAUGCAGAGCAUGCAAGGAAUGCCCGGUAUGCCCCAAAUACCAGGAAUGCCUAACAUGGCGGGCAUGAUGGGAGAGCCAUCCGGAGGCAAUGAAAAGAAGAAGAAGAAGGAUAAGAAGAAGGGGAAGGCGUGA